AUUCCGACUCCCGACAAAAGCUUCCUGAACUCGAACUCUUCAACGACCAUCGACAACCCCGGAUUUCCCUCAAACCACGAUACUAACGGUAUAUAGCCUCAAAUUGCGCGUUUUGAGAGCAUUUAACCAGCAACGAAGACUCAUAAUCCGCAUCUGACCUAGACUAUCAGCAUUGUCGCUCGCCGCCAUGGCGGCUUCUGGAGAUUUGAUCAACUUCGACAUCAUCGAAAAUCAGAAAGAAAACAUUCAGUCGCUGCCAGGUGGUCGCUCAGCGAGAGAACUAGCCCGCAUUUUCUCUCCCCGUGAUCCUAGCGACAAGCUAUCAUCUCCCUCUCCAAACGACACACGGACCCUCAACGAUGCGAUUCGACAGGAGUACGAGGCCGAGUUGCAAGCGGUCGGAGAAUCAGACGACCCUCUUGAUAUAUACGAUCGCUAUGUAAAGUGGGCAUUAAACGCAUACCCCUCCGCACAGGCAACCGCCGAGUCCGGUCUCCUCCCCCUGUUAGAGCGCGCAGUCAAAGCCUUCCUUUCAUCACCCCACUACAAGAACGACUCACGAUAUCUCCGGCUAUGGCUACACUACAUCAGAUUAUUCUCCGACUCGCCACGGGAGACUUUCGCGUUUAUGGCCCGUCAUCAUGUUGGGGAGGGCCUGGCGCUAUUCUACGAAGAGUUUGCGGGCUGGCUUGAGAGUGUUGGACGGUGGAACCAGGCAGACGAGGUGUACAGACUCGGGAUUGACCGGGAAGCCCGACCAGCUGAACGACUAGUGCGCAAAUACAACGAUUUCCAGAGACGUUACGAGCAGCGAACACAGGAUAAUGGGCCUUCAUCGCCGGCGCUACCCGCAGUCCGCCCUGCUUUAGCCGCCAAAGUCGACCCAUUCGCAUCUGCAACGGCUGCAUCGGCCGAUCCACAGGCCCAACGCCCAAGUUCCGCCGCAACAACUGCCCCCAAAACGAAAUCCGGGAAAACCAAAAUGGCGAUUUUCACAGAUGAUGAACCCGCAACGAGUCAACCUGCUCUAGGUGGAGCUACGAAAGGCUGGGAUAAUCUGGGGUCUAUGCAAGAUCGGCGGAAGGAGAACAAAGUGGAAGCAAAACCAUGGGCUGGAGAGACUCUGAAGGCUGGCAAUAAGGCUGCACCGAAGGAGAAGAUGAUGAUUUUCAGGGACGAGUCAAAAUCAGAUUCACGAGCCAAAGAAGAAUUACAAUCGAAACCAGUUCCAGAGCACCGUAUCAGAGAAGCCAUUAACCCGCGUACAGGAAGAAGGGAGCGAGUAUUUGUCGAUCUUGAUGCAGUUUACCCCGACUACAAGAACCCGAAUCAUGAGGUUAGCUUUGAGGAGCUUCGAGCAAUCAAACGUGGCUGGAUGGACAUGGAUUGGCGGGCCCAAAAAGAGCCCCUCGGGCAGAUCUCUGGCAACGCUACUCUGACAGAAGAUCCUCAAGUUGACAAGAUACUGCCAGAUCAGUUUAAGCAGAAGUUGAACCUGAAGAAUGCAGAUGGGGCUGCUUCGCCGCAACAUCUCGAAACUGAUGGCAAGGGAGCCAAGGCCCGGAAAUUGAAGGUUCGCGAGGUGAGAGCCGAAACACAAACUGUCAAAAUGAAGUUCGAUUCCCCGACUGGUGGCAAGAUCCGCCGGAAAAGCACUGCGCAGGAGCCAACGAUGACGAUGCACACGAGGGCAGCAACAGACGAGAUCUAUAGUAUCUUUAACCAGCCUCUAAAGGCUGAAUCUCAGACUGCAGCCGAGAGCAGUGAUUUUGAUGAUGAUGAUUACACAAGUGCUGGUGAAAGUACUGGAACAGGGCGAAUUUCUGCCGCUUCGAGCGAUUUCGGGGAUGAUGAUACCACUUUCCACAGGUCGUUCAACGAUGGCGACGGGGAUAGCUUCUAUGAUCAUACGCAGGCUGAGAGUGUUGUUGAAGGCGACUGGACACGAUUUUCUGAAGCGCAACUUAACCCUGAAACAGGAGCGUUUCAUUCAACAACACAAGGAUCAACACACGAUGCCGAUGAAGACCACAUAGGUGGUGUUACUGCAGCUGAAGGGCCUCAGAGGGAAAGAUUCAUCCCCGAGAUGCCUGAAGACUAUGCAGCACCUUCUGGCCCAUACCGUGACCCUGUGAUCGCAGCCCAAAAUCGCCUACCUUUCAUGACGCCGAUCGUGGAGCGCACUGAGUACUCUCUUCCAUCGAUGACUGCAGCCCGAAGCAAUUUGCACAACAGCAAAACUCCUUCUCGCAACCUUCUGAAUCCAACCACGACCCCUGGUAUGCCCCAGAUGAGAAAUCUGCUUUCCACUCCUCUUCUUCCCGAAACGCCAUACCAUGGACAAACACUGCAUGGCCUCGAAGAUGCCUUGCAAAGUCCCACAGCGGCAAAAGCAGCGGCUGGAUCUCGAUUGUCCUCUUCCCCGAAGGCAGGUGGCCAACAGCAAGGCGCAAUCAUCGAAGAGAUGCUCUGCAACCCUGUCGACAAAUCAAUUCGUGCCAAAAUUCUAAGCUCCAUGCAAUCGACCCUCGCAGCCUAUCCAGGCUUCCAUGCUCAUCCAGAUGCCGAGUCGAAUUACGCCCCCGAGAUCCAGAAAUACAUGAAAACGAACGGCAAGCGUUCGAAGAGUGGAGACGAGGCAGCGUUUGAUGUGCCCAUUAUCGACCUUCCGAGAGCAGAGAGGAGCUACAUUAUCAGACGGGAGCUUGGGGCAGGGGCGUAUGCUCCAGUUUAUCUGGCCGAAAGUAUUGACAGCCUGGAUUCGGACUCUGAUAAUGAAUCCAGCGACAGCAACAGUGGAGGCUCGAGUGCUGCGGACACUAAGAGCCUGACACGGCAGAAAACGCCCCGCUAUGGCUUUGAAGCGAUUAAGUUGGAAGUGGGCCCGCCUAAUGCUUGGGAAUUUUACAUGAUUCGAACCGUGCACGAACGUUUGAGCCGGCUUCCGGAGCUUGCCCGCGCCUCUGACAGCGUCAUCCGUGUGCACGAGCUACACAUCUUCAAGGGAGAGAGCAUCCUUGUUGAAGAUUAUCGUCCGCAGGGGACAUUGCUCGACCUUGUAAAUCUCGUCCGUAACGAAGGAAUCUCAGGCCAUGCAAUCGGCGAAGGGGGGUUGGACGAGGCGCUUGCAAUGUUCUUUACCAUUGAGUUAUUCCGCACCGUUGAGGCCCUGCACGCAUGCGGUGUCCUCCACGGAGAUAUCAAAGCCGAUAACUGUCUCAUCCGUUUCGAAGACAAGCCAGCCUCGGCCCCAUUCAAUGAGUACUCCUCCGAUCCUCGCGAAUUCCACUACUCGCCCAGCGGAUCUUACGGCUGGAGCAGCAAAGGCCUCUCCCUAAUCGACUUCGGGCGUGGCAUCGACAUGCGCGCCUUCCACCCGAACGUGCAAUUCAUCGCGGACUGGAAGACAGGGGAGCACGAAUGCAACGAGAUCCGCGAGAUGCGACCCUGGACUCACCAGAUCGACCUCUACGGCCUCGCCGGCACAGUUCACGUCAUGCUUUUCGGCAAGUACAUCGAGUCAGCCGCGACAGACGCGACUUCGAAGAGCUACCGCAUCCGCGAACCACUCAAACGAUACUGGGAGCGCGAUAUUUGGGCCGACGUCUUUGAUCUACUCCUCAACCCUGGCAGUAAACGGUGGGCCCAGAUGGAGCGACACGGAGAGGAAAUACCGAACACCUCAACUCUCCCAGUUCUAAAUUCAAUGAGACACCUCCGUGCCAGAAUGGAGUCAUGGCUCCUUGUCAAUGCCGAGAAGAAGGGCCUUGGUCUGCAGAUCCGCAAGCUAGAGGCUAUUUUUGCAGAGAGGAAGAAGAGAAUUGAGAAGGUUUAACCUCACGAUCUCCUAUCUCACUCCAAACCCUCUCCUUUUUUGUUUCUCCUACACAUUGUACUUUUAAUGCCUUAUCAUGACACACACAAAUCCGCGUAUACCCCCUUCCUUUCGCACGGUUUGUCUUAAGCACUUCGAGGCGUUUGGCUUUUUCCGUUCUUUUUUCACCUUUUGGUCCGCUUAUUGGUUUAUGAUUGUCUCUCUAGCUCUCUUCUCUAUCAUGGUGGACGGGUUUUCUACCAAGAUCUUAUUCUGUUCAUAUGUACAGCAAUAUACUUUUCUUCUUUCAAUCAUUGGGUCACCUAGGUUGUAGCUUCUUUUUUUUCGAGUCUAACUUAUGGUCUUUGAAAAAGCUUAGGACCUUACGGAUUACAGCAAAGUGCUACACGACUAGGAGCAGUUUUGAAAAUUGAAAUGUAUAAUAGAUUCAAAUAAUCAUAACACUCAGAUGUAUAUCGCCACAUCGAAUCAUGAUAUCAUGGCAUCAUAGCUGAACUCUUGAACACAAGUUCGUCAAAAAGCUAGAAGCGGACAGGAAAACAAGACUGAGUGAGAGUAGAGAAAAGAAAGAUAAAAUAGAGUAAAAAGGACACACAAUAUCACAAUGUGAGGUGAGAAGAGAGAAGAGAGAUGGGGAAAGUAAAUGGCAAAAAAUCCUGCAUUUUUUCGACCCGGGCGACAGGGCUGGGAGAAAUGGAGAGGGGAGCAUUAGAUAAUGCAAUCCUGGGAUUGCUUGGACAGGCAGAUAGAUGCCUGACAUGCAUGGAGUAGGGCAGGGGAGCACAGGAAGCAAAGUCCAGUGACGGAAGGUAACACUGCGAAGUGUAAACGCGCGCUUGCAAAUGUCGAUACGCACAGCAUCAUUCAUCUAUAUCGAGUCGUGUCAUAAAGCAGCAUUUCUCCGUUCCAAUCAUCAUGUAUGGUAUGGCGCGACGUCUGGGCUCGUCGUGGAGUAAAUAGAAAGAGAAAGAAAGUUGAGACAUGUAAAGAAAGUAGUGAGUGGGUAUUGCCGGAUCCAAGUCCUGUAAGCAGAUGAGAUAGUUAAGGAAAAGAAAAGGAAAUAGAGUGAGAGGAAGCCCCCAACGAUGGACAGCGCUGUUUGUUUUUUUUUUCGAGAUUUCUGAGAGUUUGAUGCGCUGUCCGAUCGAUUGGCUUCAGUGAGAAGAUAUGUUCAGAGAGUGGACUUGAUCGCGGGCACAGAUCAACAGUGGAAGCCAGGUUUGACUGACAACAUGCCAGAGGUCUCCUGAGACAAGUGAUGUCCAGUUGGAUAAAUUCUGACGGCCAAUGUCGAUUUGGUCGAGGCCAAGAAGGAAGUGAGUGUGAACAGUCGACCGUUAAGAAGACUGCAAAAAAUUGUGUUCAAUCAAUGAAAUCCGUGCCAGUCACAUCAGACCAAAGUCAUGCUUGUCACAAGCGCCAAAGCACGGAUCCAGACUCGCUCGUGUCACGCCAAGAGGGUAAACAGGCUGCAACUUUUAUCAUUCAAAAUAUGCGAUUUUUGUUUUUCGGGUUCAUCAUUCUUUUGCGCAAAUUGCUCUUGCUCUUUCUGUAUUCUUAAACUGUCGUUAGUGUCGUCAAAUGCCGUUUCACAUCAUCAUUUCCGCGUAAAUGGCUUCAAAUGUCACAAUAAAUCAAUCGGCCAGUGUCCCAAAACACUGGCACCCCGUUAGAACGGUCAUGAACGGGGUAAAAUGCUCUCCGCAGAACUUGAUGGCGCAAGAGCUUGGUACUGUGGUACCAUCUAUCGCCUCGAGUAAGGCAUAUUCAAGAUUUGUCUCCGGAUACGCUCGGCAUCCGAUAUACCCUCCUCCGUAGGGUCGUACGGCAACGCGGUCGUGGCGGAGGUUUGGCUUCGGGAGGGCGCAUGGUAUGGCAUGGAUCUGAAUUGAGGAGGCGGACCGCUUGCAAAGGGGUCGGAGAGAGACGGUGCGUGUCUUGAAACUCUGCCUGGAGGUCCAGUGCGUCGCAAUCCUUCCAUCUUGAAAGGGGAUCCCAGUCGUUUGAUGCUUUCCCCACUAAGGUUCAGAAGGGGGUUAGGGAUGGGCUUCUCCGUUGAGGGGGUUUCUUCGUUACGAGACGAGGACGAUGGCGGUGAGAACAACUGGUCCAAGCCCUUGGGCGUGACUGCACUCAUUGUGGCUCCGCGGUUUCUGAUCCGUACACGACGGUGGCCAACAUCAUGCAGCUUCCCCUGGCGGAGAAGCUCCUCUAGAUUGCGUCGAGUUUCCUGCUCGGUGGGUGAUACAGCAGCAGCACUCGAACCCAUGUUGCUGCUAGUGGCCAUGUUCGGAAGAGGUUCCAUCCGAGCGGGAGAUCGCAGGCGCGAGCCCGUCACAUGAAUGGUUUCGCGUCGAGCUCUGGGGGUAUGGCGUAGAUUUCGCUUUCUCAGGUUGUUCGGGCCCCAAGUAUGAUAAGAGAACGGAGAGCCCAAUCGGGGAGCCAUCCCCCUCUCGUCGAAACUCGAGACCUUUGUAGGCAGUGAAGUGCCCAGAUCACUGCGGAAGCUUCCAAGCACUUGAGGUUCAGGCAAGUCGGUGUUAGGUUCGGCUAUUGGUUCCGGGGCGGCCAGUUGAGCCAGCGGGCCAGGCAUUGAGCUUGACACGAGAGAGACGCCAAGAUCGCGCGUGGCGUAGACCGCAGAAGUGUUGGCGGAGGUAUCAGCCCGGGAAAAUCCAUCCGAGGGACGCGAGAAAAGGUCCAGGAACGGUGUAGGGCUCCGAGACUGCAUCAUUCUUUGGUAAUGAGGGGCGAUGGAGAACUUUUUCUUGCACAAGAGUUUUAACCUUCGCCGGGUUGAGGACUCGGAUUUGGGCCAUGAGGGCCUAGGUAGAGUGUCUUUAGUAGUCGGGGUCGAAUCUCCGCUUCGCGGAGCCGCGUCGCGGGACGGGAACUGCUUGUCUAAUCGGAUCCCUUUUCUUUCCCAGCUCCGCUUUGCCUCCCGAGCCACUCUGUGAGUGACACCGAGAGGCGGGAUACUCCCAGGGGUCAUCUUGAAGGGAGUAAUGGUGGGAUCCUGAAUGUAGAGUUGGUAUGUAUUCCACAAAUGGUUGUCCAUAUCCAAAGACCAUCGUUCUCUGUUUUUCGUGGAUUUUUGGGUUUUGGUUCUUGUACUUCUAGGUAACGGUGCGAGCUCCGCCGUCUGCUUAGGCGUGAUUUCGAUAUGGAAAAAAGGGUCGUAAUUAUCGCUUUCCGUGCUCGUGCAGCUUCCGCCAACUGAUCUCCGCGAGCUGAACGUUUCUAUUGAGGAGACUGAGGAAUCCGAGGCAUUCGAGCAAGCCGAACUGGGACGCUGAAGCGCAUCUCCGGCAGCCUGCAGGUUCCACGCAGACCAAGAACUUGCAGAAUCAGCCUCAAUGGGGUCCGGACGGAUUUGCGCGGGCGGAGUUCUUAAAUCUACCCUAGCGCGGGGAGGCGCGAGAAAAUGGUCAUCGGUAGGCGCUACCAUUGUCUCAAACUGGACUGCGGAGGCAUCACGAGUAGGGGGAAAUUCGAUGGAGGGUAAAGGUACGUCGGGGGAGGUGCUGGUGUAAGUGCUGAAGUCAUAGCUGGCUUGAGCGAAGAGGUCGGUCCCGGAUCGAACGCGGGAUCGGCGAAGGCGGGAGCAAGAAUGCCGAGGCGGCGGGGGCGGCGCAUCCGGUUGUAUAGAAGGGCGUUCGGGGGUUCUAGGCUCUCCUUGGGCGAUAGAAGGGUAGGUGAAGUCCUUCGGCAGAGUGCGCGAAAGGCCGUGCUGUCGGUCAGCCAUGAUGUGCCACGUUUUGUGCGGUCCCACGGGGAACAAUCGGCAGUAGCGCGGGAAGCGUUUGUUCGGAAAAUAUGGCCAAAUCCUCUAUGCCAGCAUCGCUCGUCUCGUCGGGAAAAUUCCUUGAAGUUCAGCAACUGUCGGUCCAGCAAUGUACUUCGCGCUGCAGAUCCUCUCUUUGACCCAGAUUAUACGCGUGAACGAUGUCGAAGCGCAAGAGCGCAACACGGCUAGCAGCGAAUUCGCUCGUUCAGAUCAAGGGGAAACGUGUCAGAGGGGAGCGUGAGUCGAGAAGGCGUGUUCUUGGGGGUGGUCGUAAAGUCGUAACAACUAGGAAAGUAGGUAAAAGAAAGAGAAAAGGAAAUGGGUUCGUCAAGAUGCGAGUGGUCGGAGAGGUAGGAAGCGAUCGAAUUCGUGUGAGUGUCGAUGCGAUAGGCCGCUGUCGGUUGCGAAAUGCGACAAGCAGUCGUUCUUGGUCAGAGAUCACAUCAACUGGGCUCCGCGCUCCAUCGGACAGUCAAGUCACAGCAAGGGAGAAAGGCCCGUCAUUGACACACGAAAACGCCAGACCAACACAAAGGAAAAUGGGGGAAACGGGAGGGAUGGAAUCGCACGAGCGUGACGCCCGUCUGGAGGAACUAACGCCGGAGCAGUAGGGCGAGGAGGUUGGGGAUGGAGGAAGAGAGGAAGAGCGAGAGAGAGCGAAGCGCGGGUAAAGUUGGAACAAGAACAACGGGGCAGAGUCACAGGGGCCUCAGUUCUCAGGCCACAAACCCGCCCGUCACAGCACUAGACUCGCGCAAAGU
Molecule: messenger RNA, 8383 nt
Organism: Aspergillus calidoustus
Lineage: Eukaryota; Fungi; Ascomycota; Eurotiomycetes; Eurotiales; Aspergillaceae
Source: the annotation of a GenBank genome assembly